CUUGUCCAGACCGGUGCCCAAGAUAUAAAGCACCAAACUCGCCAUGGUGAAGGCUCAGUUCGCCUUUAGAACAUUCCUUGGAAUUGGAAAUCACACCUUUUGGCACUUUACCAGGACCAAUCCGCAUCAAAACCAAAGAAGAAAGCGUAUCAUCCCUCGUCCGUCUCAUCAAACACCCGCCUGGCAACCAUGGCUUCCCCCCCGAUCAAAGUCAUCGUCUUUGGUGCCACUGGCAAUGUUGGUAGCCAAAUCAUCGACGGUCUACUCAAAUCAGCAACCAACUUUGACAUCACCGCCAUCAGCCGGCCGGCCUCACUGGAUAAGCCGGCAAAUGAGGAGUACAGGAAGAAAGGCAUCAAGGUGGUAGGCGCCAGUAUGACAGACUCUCAUGACAGGCUCGGGGAGAUACUUCUCGGUGCCGAUGCGGUCAUCACGCCAAUGUUCCCUACGGAACUCGAUCAGCAGAAACGUAUCAUCGAUGUCUGCAAGGAGGUUGGGGUCAAGCGCUACAUCCCAAGCAACUUCAUGCCCGCUAUGCCCCCUGUUGGUGUGAUGGGUAUACGUGACAAGAAGGAGGAGAUCAUCUGCUACGCCAAGCUCCGCAUGGUUCCCUAUACCAUCGUCGACAUGGCGUUCUGGUUCGAGCUGUUGCCCUAUAAAACGCCUUCAGGUAAGGUCGACUACGCCUUACCCCCAGGGCUGGAUUCCCGCAUUGAUGGCAAUGGCAACGUCCCAACCGCCUACACGUUCUUCAAUUCUCUUGGUCCUGCCGUGGCCAAGAUCAUUGCGGAUCCCCGCACCAUCAACAAAUACGUGUAUGUCUACGACGACGUCCUCACGCAAAAUCAGGCCGUCGACGUCCUCGAGGAGCUUAGCGGCGAGAAGGUGGAGAGGGUCUACCGCCCCGGAGAGGAUAUCCGGAGCUCCAUUUCCGCCACGAGGGCCAAGAUCGCUCAAACCCCCGAGGACACAGGUGCCUUCAUCAGCUUGACCAUGGAAGAGUACUCCUACUCUCUCAAGGUCCGCGGCGACGGCACGCCAGAGUGGGCCGACUACCUCGGCUACCUCGACAUCUUCAAGCUCUACCCCGAUCUCAAGAAGCGUACUCUGCGGGACUUCUACCAGGGAGUGCUCGAUGGUACGCACAAAGGGCCUUUCAACUAGGUUCCGAAGCACUCGGGGCUUGGCUUCCUGUCUGUAAAUGCUUGAUACCGGCCUUGUGUCGCUAUGUAGCAGCAGUAGCAGCAGUAGCAUCCGUGUUUAUCGAAAGAAAGUGUGAAAAUGCGAACCCCUCUUUGUUCCGUG
Gaeumannomyces tritici R3-111a-1 is the source of this 1305-nucleotide messenger RNA. RefSeq lists its product as hypothetical. The record is from RefSeq and is a predicted model, not a curated record. Bases 190 to 1164 code for a protein of 324 amino acids. NCBI's taxonomy places the organism in Eukaryota, Fungi, Ascomycota, Sordariomycetes, Magnaporthales, Magnaporthaceae. The transcript has 4 exons.